Messenger RNA from Knipowitschia caucasica, 3942 nucleotides. The record is from the annotation of a GenBank genome assembly. NCBI's taxonomy places the organism in Eukaryota, Metazoa, Chordata, Actinopteri, Gobiiformes, Gobiidae.
AUGGCGGGGAGCUCCUUUUCCAAUGGGCCCGUCCCGUGGAUGGACAACGCCACCGAGAUAAACAACCUGUACCGAGACCUGGAGAUGGGCACCGUGCUCAACCUCUUCUACUCCAAGAAGUCCCAGCGUCCAGAGAGGAAGAACUUCCAGGUCAAACUCGAAACCAGGACUAUAGUCUGGACCAGAGUCGCGGAUAAAAUAGAGGGAGAAAUCGACAUUCGGGAGAUCAAGGAGAUCCGUCCUGGUCAAAAGUCCAGAGACUUCGAGCGUUGUCUUGAGGACUCCGCGACUCGUGUGGAAGCAGCUCAUUGCUUCGUCAUCCUGUACGGCACCGAGUUCCGCCUCCGCUCCCUCAGUCUGGCAGCCUCAACCGAUGAAGAGAUGUCGAUGUGGGUGAAGGGUUUGAACUGUCUUGUGGCUGACACUCUGAAAUCCCCAACACCUCUUCAGAUAGAGAGGUGGUUACGUAAGCAGUUUUCCGCCGUGGACCGUAACCGGGAGGAUAGGAUUUCCUGCAAGGAUCUGAAGAACAUGCUGAGCCAGGUCAACUACAGGGUUCCCAACAUGCGGUUCCUUCGGGAGAAACUUCCGGACUCUGAAAUAAGAACUGGGGACGUGUCUUUCAGUCAGUUUGCUCAGCUGUAUCGAAGCCUCAUGUUUGACGCUCAGAAAAAUCUGGAGAUCCCAUUACUGCAAAGAUAUAUCGACAAACCAGAGGCAAGGAUUUCCCUCGAAGAAUUCCAUAACUUCCUCUAUGAACAACAGAAUGAAUCAUGGGCCUCAGACAACAACAAGGUGCAGGACUUUAUGGUCAGUUACUUGAAAGACCCACUGCGAGAAGUGGAGCAGCCGUAUUUCUCUCAGGAAGAGUUCCUGACAUACCUGUUUUCCAAGGAGAAUACCAUCUGGGACGUGUCCUUGGACCAGGUGCGUCCUGACAACAUGAACAACCCCCUGUCCCAUUACUGGAUUUCCUCCUCCCACAACACCUAUCUGACGGGAGACCAGUUUUCCAGUGAGUCCUCCCUGGAGGCGUACGCGCGCUGUCUGCGUAUGGGCUGCCGCUGCAUUGAACUGGACUGUUGGGACGGUCCGGACGGUAUGCCCGUCAUCUACCACGGACAUACACUCACCACAAAGAUCAAGUUUUGUGACGUCCUCCACACCAUCAAGGAGCAUGCCUUUGUCACAUCAGAAUAUCCCGUCAUCUUGUCCAUCGAGGACCACUGUAGCAUCGUGCAGCAGAGGAACAUGGCCACGUUAUUUAAGAAAGUCUUCGGGGAAAUGCUGCUGACCAAAGCGGUGGACAUCGCCGCUGAUGGCCUUCCGUCUCCAAAUCAACUCAAAAGAAAGAUCCUGAUCAAGCAUAAGAAACUCGCAGAGGGCAGCGCUUACGAGGAGGUGUCCACUUCCACCCCAUACUCUGAGAACGACAUCAGUAACUCUAUCAAAAAUGGCAUCUUGUAUCUGGAGGACCCCAUUAAUCAUGAGUGGUACCCGCAUUUCUUUGUCCUGACAAACAGCAAAAUCUACUACUCCGAAGAAACCACCAAUAAUCAAGGAAAUGACGAUGAGGAGGAGCACAGGGAGGUGUCAAAUGGAGUUGACCAACAUGUGACAGAGAAAUGGUUCCACGGUAAACUCGGGGCUGGUCGUGACGGGCGCCAGAUCGCGGAGCGACUUUUGUCGGAGUACUGUCUGGAGACUGGCGCCCCAGACGGCUCCUUCCUGGUUCGGGAGAGUGAGACGUUUGUGGGGGACUACACGCUGUCAUUCUGGCGCUCAGGACGGGUACAACACUGUCGAAUCCACUCGAGACAAGAAGCUGGUUCCCCAAAGUUCUACCUAACAGACAAUCUGGUGUUUGACACCCUCUAUGCACUCAUCGGCCACUACCAACUGGUGGCGCUACGCUGCAAUGAGUUUGAGAUGAAACUGACUGAGCCAGUGCCACAAACCAAUGCCCACGAGAGCAAAGAGUGGUACCACGCCAACCUGUCGAGGAGCCAGGCUGAGAACAUGCUGAUGAGGGUCCCACGCGACGGCGCCUUUCUCGUGAGAAAAAGAGCAGAGCCGAACUCCUUUGCCAUAUCCUUCAGAGCGGAGGGGAAGAUAAAGCACUGUCGCGUGCAGCAGGAGGGGCAGAACGUGGUGCUGGGAACCUCUGAGUUCGACAGCCUCGUGGACCUCAUCAGCUACUUUGAGAAACAUCCGCUCUAUCGCAAGAUGAAGCUCCGCUAUCCAAUUAACGAGGACACACUGGAAAAGAUAGGCACAGCUGAGCCUGACUACGGGUCGCUGUACGAGGGGAGAAACCCUGGGUUCUAUGUUGAGGCCAAUCCAAUGCCGACUUUCAAAUGCACGGUUCGAGCUAUGUACGAGUAUAAAGCUCAGAGAGAUGACGAACUCUCCUUCGUGAAGAAUGCCAUCAUCACCAACGUGGACAAACAGGAAGGAGGCUGGUGGAAAGGUGACUGCGGAGGCAAGAAGCAGCUGUGGUUUCCUGCCAACUAUGUGGAGGAACCGACGACCGCGGAGCCAGACAGAGUUCAGGAGGUCACCGAAAACAGCCCCCUGGGAGAUCUGCUCAGAGGAAGUGUGGACGUGUCAUCCUGUCACAUUGCGAUCCGGCCUGAAGGCAAAGGCAGCCGCUUGCACGUCUUCUCCCUGGCUCCCAAUCCCUCCAUGAGACAGGGCCCAGUGCUGGACGUUGCCGCCAACAGCCAAGAAGAACUCACUCAGUGGGUCCUGAAGAUCCGGGAGGUGGCCAUGACCUCGGAGGCCAAGUUGGAGGAGGGGAAGAUGAUGGAAAGAAGGAAGAAGAUUGCACUGGAACUUUCUGACCUGGUCAUUUACUGCAGACCUGUGCCUUUUGAUGAAGACAAGAUAGGCACGGAGCGAGCCUGUUUCCGAGACAUGUCCUCCUUCCCUGAAACAAAGGCUGAGAAAUAUGUCAACAAAAUCAAGGGGAAGAAGUUUUUGCAGUACAAUCGUUUACAACUGUCCCGGAUUUACCCUCGAGGCCAAAGACUCGACUCGUCCAACUACGACCCGCUGCCCAUGUGGCUCUGCGGUUCUCAGCUGGUGGCGCUCAACUUCCAGACUGCAGACAAACCGAUGCAGAUGAACCAGGCCUUGUUCAUGUUGAACGGCAGAUGUGGAUAUGUGCUCCAGCCGGCAAUCAUGAGAGACGACACCUUUGAUCCCUUUGACAGACACACGCUGCGGACCGUGGAGCCAAUGUCUCUGCAAAUAGAGGUUUUGGGAGCUCGACAUUUGCCAAAACACGGACGAGGGAUUGUGUGUCCACUGAUAGAGAUCGAGGUGUGUGGAGCGGAGUACGACAGUGCCAAGCAAAAAACGGACUCUGAAGCGGACAACGGCCUGAACCCCACGUGGCCCAGAAAGCCUUUCCAGUUCACUGUGUGCAAUUCCGACUUCGCCUAUCUGCGCUUCGUUGUCUAUGAAAUCGACAUGUUCAACGACCAAAACUUCCUGGCUCAGGCAACAUUCCCCAUUCAAAGUCUGAAGACAGGUUAUCGGUCGGUUCCUCUCAAAAACAGCUUCAAUGAGGAUCUGGAGCUGGCCUCUCUUCUGGUCCACGUGGACAUCUCCAGGGGCAGGGAUGAGAAUGGAGAGGUCCUGAGCCCCUUCCUUCCUGCUGGCUCGUCCCCCGUGUCUCUGACGUCUCACGCUGGACGAGAGCGUUUGGGGGAGUUUGGGUCUGUGUCGUCGCUCUCCUCUGUGUCUGCGGUGCCUCAGUCCCCCGCUCAGGCCCAGGCCAUGGGCUUCAGGGGCAGAGAGGGCUCCUUCGACUCUCGCUACCAGUCUCCUCUGGACGACUUCCGGCUGUCGCAGCAGUCGCUGCUGGAGCACAUGGACUCGCAGAACAGGAGUCGGAUGCUGCGUGGGCCCCGAGUGGGCGGGGAAAACCGCGUCUGA